Molecule: messenger RNA, 6335 nt
Organism: Procambarus clarkii (red swamp crayfish)
Lineage: Eukaryota; Metazoa; Arthropoda; Malacostraca; Decapoda; Cambaridae
Gene: Kdm5
Product: Lysine demethylase 5
Biological process (GO): regulation of DNA-templated transcription; chromatin remodeling
Cellular component (GO): nucleus; chromatin
Molecular function (GO): histone H3K4me/H3K4me2/H3K4me3 demethylase activity; DNA binding
Source: RefSeq, a predicted model, not a curated record
GCGGGGAGUCAGGACGUCAGUAGUAAACAGAGGGAGGCGGAAGGGGUCCGAGCAGCGAGUUAUCUCUCUCACACUUGAGGUCCUGCGUGGACAUGUUGCCCACACAGCGUCUAUAGCGUGGCCUGCUCCUGUUGACCCACUCCUGUCAAGAUGGCUUCAGCUGAGUUUCAGUUCAUCCCGCCACCUGAAGCCCCUGUAUUUAAGCCAACAUGGGAAGAGUUUCAGGACGCCCUUGGAUAUAUUAACAAAAUACGACCCAUCGCUGAGCAGUCCGGGAUUUGUAAAAUUAUUCCUCCACCGGACUGGCAGCCACCGUUUGCAGUUGAUGUAGACAACUUCAAGUUUACACCACGUAUUCAAAGACUGAAUGAACUCGAGGCUCACACACGCAUAAAGCUGAAUUUUUUGGACCAAAUUGCCAAGUUUUGGGAACUGCAGGGCUCAUCACUGAAGAUUCCAGUUGUUGAAAGGAAGGCUUUAGAUUUGUAUUCACUACAUAGACAUGUUUGGUCUGAAGGUGGAAAUGAAAUGGUAACAAAGGAACGAAAGUGGAGUAAAAUUGCUUCACGCAUGGGGUUUCCAUCAAAUAAGAAUUUAGGAACCUUGUUGAAAUCACAUUAUGAGCGAAUUCUUCAACCAUACGACAUUUUCAACAAGGGAAAGCCGCUACCAUACGUGAAAACAGAAGUUAAGGAGGAUAUUGUGGAAGCUUGUGAAACUGAUUACAAGCCUCACAAAAUUCCUAGUCGUAUGGCAGGCAAGAUCCCCGAUAGUGAAAAAAAUGGUCGCCGUUCUCGCCGUCAUCCAGAUACUGGAGACUCGAAAGCCGACACCCAGGUUGGUUUUGGGUCUGAUGAUGAGGAUGACGGAAAAGGCAGCAAGGAGCUGAAGAGGCUGCAGUUUUAUGGUGCUGGGCCUAAGAUGGCUGGCUUUGACAAGGCCUCCCCAGAGGAUUCGGGAAAGACUCGUGGCAAGAAAGUUGAUUAUUCUGAUCAGGAUCCGCUGGCAAAGUACAUCUGCCUAAAUUGUGGACGUGGGGAUGCCGAAGACCAGAUGUUACUCUGUGAUGGCUGCGAUGACUCUUACCACAUCUUCUGUCUUGUUCCUCCUCUUCUAGAUAUCCCUAAAGGUGAUUGGCGAUGUCCUAAGUGUGUGGCUGUUGAAGUGAGCAAACCAGUAGAGGCAUUUGGGUUUGAGCAAGCCCAAAAAGAAUACACAUUACAGUCCUUUGGGGAAAUGGCAGACAAAUUCAAACAAGAUUAUUUCAAUAUGCCAGUCCAUUUAAUACCUACAGAAAUGGCAGAACGUGAAUUUUGGCGAAUUGUUUCUUCCAUUGAUGAGGAUGUGACUGUAGAAUAUGGUGCAGAUCUCCACACAAUGGAUCAUGGCUCAGGUUUUCCUACUAAACAUUCCAAGAACUUAAUGCCAGCUGAUCAGGAGUAUGCCGUUAGCGGUUGGAACCUGAACAACUUGCCAGUAUUGGAAGGUUCUGUCCUUGGGCACAUAAACUGUGACAUCUCUGGUAUGAAGGUCCCUUGGAUGUAUGUUGGUAUGUGCUUCUCUACAUUCUGUUGGCAUAAUGAAGAUCACUGGAGUUAUUCCAUCAAUUAUUUGCAUUGGGGAGAACCAAAAACUUGGUAUGGGGUACCAGGAGCUGAAGCAGAGCCCUUUGAAAUUGCCAUGAAAAAUGCCGCACCAGAGUUGUUUCAAGCACAGCCAGAUCUACUUCAUCAGCUAGUCACUAUUAUGAAUCCAAACAUUUUAAUGAAAUCAGGGGUGCCAAUUGUGAGAACAGAUCAACAUGCUGGCGAAUUUGUGAUAACUUUCCCAAGAUCAUAUCAUGCUGGGUUUAACCAAGGCUAUAAUUUUGCUGAAGCUGUCAACUUUGCUCCACCUGACUGGUUGGCCAUUGGGCGUGAGUGUGUGCUACACUAUAGUAAUCUGAAGCGUUACUGUGUCUUCUCCCAUAACGAGCUUGUUUGUAAAAUGGCUUCCACUCCAGAUGAAUUAGACCUGACAGUAGCUGCAGCAACAUACCAAGAUAUGCUGCGAAUGGUGGAUUUGGAAAAGAAACUCCGCAGAUCACUUCUACAUUGGGGAGUAACUAGUGCAGAAAGAGAGGCAUUCGAGCUCUUACCAGAUGAUGAGAGACAGUGCGAUUGCUGCAAGACAACCUGUUUCCUAUCAGCUGUGACCUGCUCUUGUGCACAAGACCGUUUAGUAUGUUUGAGGCAUUAUAAAAUGUUAUGCGAAUGUCCACCAGAGAACCACACACUCAGAUAUCGAUACACAUUAGAUGAACUUCCCCCAUUGCUGCAGCGUCUAAAAGUAAGGGCAGAAUCAUUUGAUCAUUGGGCAGUCAAGGUCAAAGAUGCAUUAGAGGCCAAACCAGAAGAUAAAUUAGAACUGGGUGAUCUACGAGAGCUAGUUGAGGAAGCAGAAGCACAGAGAUUUCCAGAGAGUGAGCUACUGCAGACUCUAAUUCAGGCAGUAACAGAAGCAGAAAAAUGUGCCACUGUUGCUGCCCAUCUUGCUACAAAGAAGGUCCGCACUAGGACCCGUGGAAGUGGAGAAGCUAAAAGUCGUUUAACUCUAGAAGAGCUGAGAUUGUUCCACGAGCAGAUAGAAUCCUUAGCUUGUGUUGUCCGUGAAGGUGAGGCUGUAAAGGAACUGUUAACCAGAGUGACAACUUUCCAAGAGGAGGCUAUUGAGCUGUUGAAUCAAGAAAUACCUGACUCGGAUGUCAUUGCCAAAAUGGUUGAUACUGGCUGCUCUCUAGAUAUUGAUCUGCCAGAAUUGCCAAGACUCAAACAUAAACUACAGCAGGUUGAAUGGUUAGAGGAGGUGGAAGAGACACUAGAGGACAGCACGUCGGUGACAGUGGAGUGCGUGCGGAAACUUCUAGAUUCGGGGAUUUCUUUACCACCUCAUCCACGAAUUGAGAAGUCUAUGGCUCAAUUGCAACAGCUGCUCACAAACAUGGAAACAUGGGAAGAAAAGGCUAGUCAAGCUCUAAAUGCUAAACCAGGCAUCAGUGUUAGUAGAGGUGAAGAGUUGGUAAAGCAGGCAGAGGAGGUGCCUGCACACCUCCCAAGUGUUGCUGCUCUUAAGGAUGCUGUUAAACGAGCACGGGAAUGGACAAAUAAAGUGACCACCCUACAGAAAGGCGAUACAGCUCCUCUACUCGAGACGAUAGAAGGACUAGUGACUCGAGGCCGUCCUGUGUCCUUGCACCUGGAGCCAUUGGCUGAACUAGAGGAAAAUGUAGUUGCAGCACAUGCAUGGUUAGAAAAGACAUCACGCACUUUCCUAAAGAAAAAUUCGCAUCUCACUUUACUCGAGGUAUUGGUACCAAGAACCGAUAUUGGAGUUGUGUCGGGUAAACGGAAGAGAGUUAAGCGAGAGGAAAUGUCUGCACAGCAACAACAGACCCAGCUCUUGGAUAUAAGCCUUGAAGAUGCAGCAAACCCUCCCACAGUUGUCAAGGCUUUCAAGGAAUGUGAAGAACGAGAGUUGGGAGCUAUGAGAGCACUGAGAGCUCAUAAUCGCAAUAAACGUGAUGGGGAUUCCCCGCAAGAUGGAGCCACCUUCUGCUUGUGUCACAAGCCCCCACAGCCGAAUAUGCUCACCUGUUCCUUAUGUCUCGACCUGUUUCACAGUGCAUGUGUUCCAUCUUCUCAUCGUAAUAAAGUUAAAUUAAGCAAUGAAGGUCGAUUUUUAUGUCCAUCUUGUGAGCGUUCUCGGCGUCCACGGCUUGAGACCAUCCUUGCCCUUCUAGUCGCUCUCCAGAAAUUGCCAGUCAGAUUACCAGAAGCCGAAGCAUUACAGUGCCUGACAGAGCGGGCCAUGUCAUGGCAGGACAGAGCUCGGCAACUUAUGAAGACGGAUGAAUUGAUGGCUGCCUUGGGAACAUUAUCAAUAUUUUCCCAGAAGCUUAUUGAAGCACAGGCCAAUCAGCAUAAGCCCAUUUCACCCCAAGUACAAGAUGAGAAAAUGGAAGUUGAUGAAUCUACAAAUGAUGAUUCACUACUGAGUGAAGAUGGAGAAAAGGAAAAAGAAAAUAAGAUAGACAGUGAAUCAAAGAUGGAUACAGAAAAGGAGGCAAACAAAAAAUCUGAAGAAGGAAGUUGGGAACAUGCUUAUUCUAGCAACAAGCAAAAUAAGGAAAAGAAGACUGAAGUUGACAAAGCCCGAUGGAGUCGUCUGGUAGCCACUUUGAUGGAGAACCAUGAUGGUCCUCUGAUUUCCCUUACUGAAAGUAUGAGGUCACAAGUUCAAGAUCUUUUAGUUGAAGGGGAGCUCUUGGAAGUUAAUCUAGAUGAAACCACUCACUUGUGGCGAAUUUUGCAGGCUGCCAAUCAUCCUCCUGCUAUGUUGGAAGAUACACUUUUAUCUCUUAAUUCCUCCAACAAUAACAGUGAGGAAAAUAAAGCCAAAAAAACAGCUGCUAAAAAGCGAAAAUCUUUAGAGGGACAGGAGGAUAUUCAACCAAAGUCUCCACAAAAAUCUCCAUUGAAGAAAACAAAAAUUACAAAAAUUUGUUCUUCUCCUAUUGAGGGGAAGACACCUAAAGGAGUGGUCAAGAAGAAACUUAAUCUUACAAAAAAUGGGGAAAAGAAAAGGAAAGAAGGAGGCCCAAACAGUAAAGAAGGGCCAAGAAAGAAGACCAUGGGUGUUGGGAAAAAGAAAAAGAUGCACUCAGCUUCUUCAAGUAGCAUGCAUAGUGAUGAUGAUGAUGAUGAUGAUGUUGAUGAGGCAUGUGCUGCAGGCAAGUGCCAUCAUCCAGCUGGACAAAAUGUUGAUUGGGUACAAUGUGAUGGGUGCGAGGGCUGGUUCCACUACGUUUGUGUUGGACUUAAGGCAGGCGACGUUCAUGAAGAUGAGGAUUACAUGUGCUUGAGGUGCACCACCAAACAGCCUUCUUCCAAGCUAGGUGAGUUGACGGAAGAGGAAAGUGUGGACAUCCUCCUCAGCCUAGCUACAAGCCUGCCGCCCAAGGAGUCAGAGGCACAGAAGUAACCUGUGCUAUUUUCACACUAAGAAAGUAUAUGCAGAUUUGUAUAAAGUGCUGGCAUAUGAGCUUAUGUGUCCUUGAAAAUUUUAUUUGCUGAUCUUAUUCAAUGGAUAGCUAGGGGAAAAAUUUAUAAUGGGAUCUACUCGGCUUCUAAUGAAGCUAAAUGUCCUAAUAAUAUUUGAAUGAUGAUAAUGGCAAAAUUUGCUAUUAAGGUAGGUGAACUAGUUGGAAUUUAUAAUGACAGAUGUACAUUUGUUAAACAUUAACUGUCUGCUGCAUUAGAAAGCAGGUGAAUAUUUUGUAACGGUGGAUAAACUUGCUUUAGUAUUAUGACUGUGCCUGUUUGGGUAUUUAUUUCUGAAACCAAUGAAUAUUUAGUUUUCAGCAGCUAGCUUGACAAACAAGAAACGUCAAUUUUGUAAAAUGAGCAAACACUACCAGGUAUUUUACCUUCUUUGAAGCUGAAGAUUCUUCUUACCUUUAUUUGAAGCUGAAGAUUCACCUUUGAUAUUGUUAAAAAUAGGAAAUGCCAAAUAUUAUAUAUAGGUAGAUCUGAGUCAUUAUGAAUUUUUGUAAGAGAUGGCAGUAGAUAAAGUGCUUUUUUAUUUAAAGUAGAUACUUUUCAAAAUUAUUAUUCUCUUGUACAGCCAGUUCUUUCUUCUAUAUAUUGUAAGCACUCCAUUGGGUGGGUUUCAUCUUAGAGCAUUAGAAAACUUAAAGGGUAACUUCUGCUUUGGUUUCUGUCUUAGGGUGUGUGUGAAUGCAAAUACUUUGCCCUAACACUUUAUUUAAAUUAGUUGUGUUGUAGAUUAUCUGCUAUAUCCUAUCCCUUUAAAUGUGCAAUUGUAACAUUUCCUUUUUCACAUUAAUCGUACCUCACAAAAUCUUUUUGCCUCAAACGUACAAAUUCUUGUCCAUCUUGUCAAGUUCAUCAGUUUCAUUGUAAGUCAUCAAUAUUUUAUUUAAAAUAAUAAACUUAAAAAAUCUUUACAUUAUUCAGAGAUACUUUAAUAUCUUGCAGGUUUCUUCAUUCAUUAUUGAAUUCACUAGUUAUGCACUGGAAUAAAAAUAUUUUGAAUAUCUUACAAUCCGUUUACUAAAAAAAAAAAUCUAUUGAGCCUAACGUAGUAUUAAAAGUGUUAGUGUGCCUAGCAUAAUAAUGCUCUGUUUACUACGUUAUGCUAUAAUUGUAUUUGCAUAAAACAUGAUAUGAAGAAACUAGCAUUUUUGAUAAAUAGUUUGUUCUUGUGGUAGGCUUAGACUAUAAAUAAAUAAAUAUUUGUUUACAAUGUUUCAGAACAUGUCCAAAAACUGGAUGAAG